Molecule: messenger RNA, 2886 nt
Organism: Choloepus didactylus (southern two-toed sloth)
Lineage: Eukaryota; Metazoa; Chordata; Mammalia; Pilosa; Megalonychidae
Gene: PAMR1
Product: peptidase domain containing associated with muscle regeneration 1
Exons: 11
Coding region: 174-2336 (720 amino acids)
Biological process (GO): proteolysis
Molecular function (GO): calcium ion binding; serine-type endopeptidase activity
Source: RefSeq, a predicted model, not a curated record
GGCUGAAGGUGGUUCCCCACCGACGAGGAUGGGAGAGCUGGCGAGCUGAAACCCGAGCUCCCGCUCAGCUGGGACUUGGGGAGGUCCCAGAAAGCAGCUUGCCAGCCUGCCUUCCCCGGUCCCUUCUCUCCCUCCCUCCCCAGCAGUCACUCCGGGCACUGGCCGCGGGAGAGAUGGAGCUGGGCUGGUGGACACAGUUGGGACUCACUUUCCUGCAGCUCUUUCUCAUCUCCUCCUUGCCAAGAGAGUACACGGUGAUUAAUGAAGCCUGCCCGGGAGCGGAAUGGAAUAUCAUGUGUCGGGAGUGUUGUGAGUACGACCAGAUUGAGUGCGUCUGCCCCGGGAGGAAGGAGGUCGUGGGCUAUACCAUCCCUUGCUGCAGAAACGAGGAGAAUGAGUGUGACUCCUGCCUGAUCCACCCAGGUUGUACCAUCUUUGAAAACUGCAAGACCUGCCGAAACGGCUCAUGGGGAGGUACCCUGGAUGACUUUUAUGUAAAGGGGAUCUACUGUGCAGAAUGCCGAGCUGGCUGGUACGGAGGAGAUUGCAUGCGAUGUGGCCAAGUUCUGCGGGCCCCAAAGGGUCAGAUUUUGUUGGAGAGCUACCCUCUAAAUGCUCACUGCGAAUGGACCAUUCAUGCCAAACCUGGAUUCAUCAUCCAACUAAGGUUGGUCAUGUUGAGCCUGGAGUUUGACUACAUGUGCCAGUAUGACUACGUUGAAGUCCGUGAUGGGGACAACAGUGACAGCCAGAUCAUCAAGCGUUUCUGUGGCAAUGAGCGGCCAGCUCCCAUCCGGAGCACAGGGCCCUCUCUCCACAUCCUCUUCCAUUCUGAUGGCUCCAAGAACUUUGAUGGAUUCCACGCCAUUUUUGAGGAGAUCACAGCAUGUUCCUCGUCUCCUUGUUUCCAUGAUGGUACAUGUCUCCUUGACAAAACUGGAGCUUACAAGUGUGCCUGCCUGGCAGGCUAUACCGGGCAGCACUGUGAAAAUCUCCUUGAAGAACAAAACUGUUCAGACCCUGGGGGCCCAGUCAAUGGGUACAAGAAAAUAACAGGGGGCCCUGGACUUAUCAGUGGGCGCUAUCUAAAAAUUGGCACGGUCGUGUCCUUCUUUUGCAACAAUUCGUACGUUCUUAGUGGCAAUGAGAAGAGAACUUGCCAGCAGAAUGGAGAGUGGUCAGGAAAACAGCCCAUCUGCAUAAAAGCCUGCCGAGAACCAAAGAUCUCCGACUUGGUGAGACGGAGGGUUCUUCCAAUGCAGGUUCAGUCAAGGGAGACACCAUUACACCAGCUAUACUCAGUAGAAUUCAGCAAGCAGAAACUGCAGGAUACCCCUACUAAGAAGCCAGCCCUUCCCUUUGGAGACCUGCCCGCUGGGUACCAACAUCUGCACACCCAGCUCCAGUACGAAUGUAUCUCGCCCUUCUACCGCCGCCUGGGCAGCAGCCGGAGGACGUGUCUGAAGACUGGGAAGUGGAGUGGGCGGGCCCCAUCCUGCAUCCCUAUCUGUGGGAAAAUUGAGAACGUCACUGCUUUGAAGACCCAGGGGAUGCGCUGGCCGUGGCAGGCGGCCAUAUAUAGGCGGACCAGCGGGGCACAUGGUGGCGACCCGCACAAGGGCACCUGGUUCCUGGUCUGCAGCGGCGCUCUGGUGAAUGAGCGCACUGUGGUGGUGGCUGCCCACUGCGUGACCGACCUGGGGAAGGUCUCCGUGAUCAAGACAGCAGACCUCAAAGUCGUCCUGGGGAAAUUCUACAGGGAUGAUGACCGGGACGAGAAGACCAUCCAGAGCUUGCGAAUUGCUGCUAUCAUUCUGCAUCCCAACUACGACCCCAUCUUGCUCGACUCUGACAUCGCCAUCCUGAAGCUCCUGGACAAAGCUCGCAUCAGCACCCAAGUCCAGCCCAUCUGCCUGGCUGCCACCCGUGACCUCAGCACCUCCUUCCAGACAUUCCACAUCACCGUGGCCGGCUGGGAUGUCCUGGCAGAUGCGAGGAGCCCGGGCUUCAAGAACAACACGCUGCGCUCGGGGACGGUCAGGGUGGUGGACUCGCUGCUGUGCGAGGAGCAGCAUGAAGACCAUGGCAUCCCCGUGAGUGUCACGGACAACAUGUUCUGCGCCAACCAGGACCCCACCACCCCUUCCAACAUCUGCCCAGCAGAGACAGGGGGCAUUGCGGCAGUGUCCUUCCCAGGACAGGCAUCCUCCGAGCCGCGGUGGCACCUGGUGGGGCUGGUCAGCUGGAGCUACGAUAAAACUUGCAGCUGGAGCCUCUCCACUGCCUUCACCAAGGUAUUGCCUUUUAAAGACUGGAUUGAAAGGAACAUGAAGUGAGCCUCAGGCCAGCAGAGCAGCUUUUCCACAUAUCCAUCCAUACACGGUGGGGUAUAUGUUGACUGGGCAGAGUGGACAUGGAGUGUGAUUUUGCCCAUGACUUUGGCUCCACCAGAGCUUCUGAUUUCAGGGACAAAGCUCAAAGGAGAGCAAAUAGAGAUUGGUUUCAGGUAGGCCACUGCCUCCCUCACUACAUGGACAAACUGUUUGGAAGAUGUCAGGGCUUGCAAGAAUAGUUUCUUCAAAAAAGACAAUAUGAAUAGCAAAGCAAACCUCCCCAUUCGAUUGGGUGUUGCAGAUGUCACGGUCAGCUCUGGUUGAGAGAAGGUUGGCUGGGGAGGUCUGGGCUUCAUGAAGCCAUUUCCAAGGCUUCAACCAAAGCAUGUUCCAAAGAGCCUCUUGCAGGACAGGCCAGGACAGCGGAGCUUGGAUGUGGUGCAUGCUCUUGUGUACCUUGCCACAGUACAGUCCGGUCCUUUUCUUUCCCAAUUCCCUGUAUACAUUUUAAUAAAACAAAGGCUGACUUCUGACCUUCAAAACAAAAGUGUGA